Molecule: messenger RNA, 1611 nt
Organism: Cydia fagiglandana
Lineage: Eukaryota; Metazoa; Arthropoda; Insecta; Lepidoptera; Tortricidae
Product: cytochrome P450 6B2-like
Exons: 3
Coding region: 1-1551 (516 amino acids)
Molecular function (GO): monooxygenase activity; oxidoreductase activity, acting on paired donors, with incorporation or reduction of molecular oxygen; iron ion binding
Source: RefSeq, a predicted model, not a curated record
AUGUUGUGGCCAUUAGUGGGGUUAUUGACAGUUGUAUUAAUACUGUUUUACUUGUAUGGGACGAGAACUUUCAGCUACUGGGCCAAGCAUCGAGUCAAGCACGAUGCUCCCAUACCGUUUUUUGGCACAGCGAAACGAAUGCUCCUCAGACAGAUAGCCUUCGCUGACAUGUACGACGAGAUGUACCAGAAGUAUCCCAGCGAAAGAUUCGUCGGAUACUACCUCAUGGCUACUCCGGUGCUGAUUCUAAGGGAUCCUGAGUUAAUAAAAUAUGUUUUAGUGUCCGAUUUCCAGUACUUCUCCUCCAGAAACGUGUUCCCACUUGGCAAACAUCCUGAACCACUUUUGAAAAAUUUGGUUACCUGUGAUGGUGAUCUCUGGAAGUUGUUGAGGCAAAGGAUGACUCCCGCGUUCACGACUGGGAAAUUGAAAGCAAUGUUUCCCCUGAUCGUGGCGAGUGCCGAGAAGCUGCAGCGCGUGGCGGCCGAGGCGGCGGCGAGCGGCGCCGAGGUCGACGUGCGGGACCUCAUGGCGCGCUACACCACCGACUUCAUCGGCGCCUGCGGCUUCGGCAUCGACACUGACACACUCAGUGAUAAAAACAACACGUUCAGAAAAUUGGGUAAACGCAUAUUUAGGCGACAAACGAGAGAUAUGAUAGUAACGAUCCUUAAAUUUUCCAUGCCGAGUUUGAUGACAAGAUUUCACUUCUUUCCUCCAGAGGUCGAGAAACUUAUGAUGAAUUUGGUAAGAACCAUAAUGAAGGAACGAGAUUAUAAGAACUCGGGCAGAAAUGAUUACAUCGACUCGCUUUUGGAUUUAAAAGAGAAAAGAAAAAUGAUAGGCGAAUCCCUGGUGCAUAAGAAAGCUGAUGGCACUCCUUGUGUAACUGAGAUUGAGAUGGACGACGAUAUUAUAGUGGCCCAAGUGUUCAUUUUCUUCGCCGCCGGGUUCGAGACGUCCUCCUCGGCGACCAGCUACACGCUGCACGAGCUGGCGCACCAUCCCGAGCACCAGAGGAGGUGUCAGGAGGAAAUUGACGCGGUGCUUGCGCGUCAUGAUAACAAAUUAUCUUAUGACGCCGUCAACGAGAUGAAGUUUUUGGAAAUGUGUUUCAGUGAAGCCUUGAGAAUAUUUCCCUCCCUCGGCUUUUUGCAACGCAAGUGCGUAAGUGCGUACACUAUCCCGGGCACGGACGUGACCAUCGACCCCGGGGUCAACAUCAUCGUCCCGGUCAAGUCGCUGCACCUGGACCCGCAGUACUUUCAGGACCCGGAAGAGUUCCGUCCGGAACGGUUCCACCCGGUCAAUGUUUCCGCCAUCGACAAGUACACAUAUCUGCCCUUCGGAACCGGACCGAGAGCUUGUAUUGGCGAACGUCUCGGCGACAUGCAGUCGCUGGCCGGUCUGGCAGCCCUGCUGAGCCACUUAUCCGUGGCUCCCGGCAUCAGCACGCGCCGCAAGCCGAUCAUAGACGCCAAGGCUUUGGGCGUUCAGAGCGUCAAGGGAGGCCUGCCCCUAGCCCUUAUUGCCAGGAAAAAGUCUCAAUGAAGGCACUAAAGUCCGUCUAUUCUUUUUUUUUACUAAGAUGCAUUGUUUUUGAGUGAUACA